Ornithorhynchus anatinus (platypus) is the source of this 1500-nucleotide messenger RNA. RefSeq names its product carbonic anhydrase 4 (gene CA4). Gene Ontology annotation, molecular function: zinc ion binding; carbonate dehydratase activity. Gene Ontology annotation, cellular component: plasma membrane. Lineage: Eukaryota; Metazoa; Chordata; Mammalia; Monotremata; Ornithorhynchidae. The record is from RefSeq and is a predicted model, not a curated record. The coding region runs from base 1 to 1032 and encodes 343 amino acids. The transcript is spliced from 9 exons.
AUGGACCCUGAGUACCUGAAACCCACCGGCAAACCUGCCCCAAAGUUGUCCGCCAAGUUAACGAGCGGGAAGCCGGCCACAAGGCCCCUGCCCCUGCCCCUGCCCCUGGCCCUGCCCCUGGCCCUGCCCCUGGCCCUGGCCGAAGCCUCCGGACAAGGACACUGGUGUUACCAGUCGCAGGUUAAGGCUGAAUCUUGUCAAGGGCCCUGGGAGUGGUCGGACCUCUCGGACACCCAGUGCAACGGCUCUGAACAGUCGCCGGUCAAUAUCUUCACGGCCCAGGUCAAGCACAACGCCUCUCUGGGGCCCUUCUCCUUCCAGGACUACGACAAGAAGCAGAACUGGACUCUCAAGAACAAUGGGCACUCGGUGGAAGUGACGUUCGAACCGCUCAGGCUGUCGGGCGGGGGUCUGCAGGGGACCUACAAGGCCGUCCAGUUCCACCUGCACUGGUCGGACUCGGUGGAGCAGGGCUCAGAGCACACCCUGGAUGGGGAGAGGUUUGCCAUGGAGAUGCACAUCGUCCACAUCAAGGAGAAAUUCCAAACCGUGACGGAAGCUUCGGAGGGGGAUGACCGGGAGGGCAUCGCCGUGCUGGGGUUCCUGGUCAAGAAUGGGUCUGAAAACCCCGCAUUCGGAAAUUUAAUCAGCUUGCUAAAGAAGAUCCAGGAGAAGGAUCAGUCGUCCUUGCUGCCGGAGGUCCGCCUGUGCGACUUCCUCCCCAGCGAGGACAAGCUGAACAGAUACUUCCGCUACCUGGGCUCCCUGACCACGCCCGGCUGUCAGGAGAAGGUGAUCUGGACGCUAUUCAAGGAGCCGAUAGAGCUCGACGAGAAUCAGAUCACCUCCUUCUCCAAGACGCUCUUCUACGACAGUAAGAAAACAAUGCCCAUGAAGGACAAUUUCCGGCCCGUGCAGAUCCGGGGGCGACGCGAGGUGCAGGUCUCGGGGGCCGGGUCCCUGCUCCCCUCAGCCCGGGCCGCGACCCUGGCGCCUGCCCUCACCAGCCUCUUGGUCUCCCUCCUUCUCUGAGUGGCUCCGCGCCUGGACUCCAUCCCCGGACCCUGGGACUCUCCAGCCCAGAAGCUGAUGGGGAGAACCCCGAGUGGGAUUUCUACUGGUUUAUUUGGGAAGAAACUUCCCCACGGCCCCCACCGUCCCUUUCGCUCGGCCUCAUCCUUCUGGGGCCUGGGGCUGGGGGAGCGGCCCGGGGUUUGCUCCCGGGGAACUGUGCUGAGCUAGCCCCCAGCCAGCCAGUCAGCCCCUCGAGCCCGAUGGGUUCCAUCCCUUCCCCGGCCUGCACAAGACCCCAACGUGGGGUGAGGCCCCUUCCCCGUAACUCAGGGUCAAGGGGGUGGCUCCCAGCCCCCUGCCCCCCAGGCACAGCCUCCCCCAUCCACUCUCACAUAGGAUAUUUGGGGUGCAGGGAGCUGCAGGGGGACUCUGGCUGGGGCCCAGAGAAGUGGGAAGUACUGUCAAUAAAAGCAGAUACAGUUGGCA